UCUAUAAAACAUGCCUCUGGCUGCUUCUGGUUGUUAACUCGGGUGGAUCUUGGAGAAUAGGAAACUGUUUGCAGAAUAGCUCUUCACCAUGCAGUCCCUAUUGUUCGUCGCUGCAUUUGCCUUAUUCUCAGCAUCAGUGUUUGCUGAGGAGAAGCCAAAGCCCCUGGUGUCCUACUUGGAGGACGCCGAGGGAAUCGUUGUGGGGGGCAGUGAGGCACAUGCCAACGCCUGGCCUUGGCAGGUGUCACUGCAGGUCAAGUAUGGGUCUUACUACUAUCACAUCUGUGGAGGAUCUCUGAUCAGGAAGGGAUGGGUGUUGACGGCAGCUCACUGUGUGGACAGCCCACAGACUUGGCAAGUGGUUCUUGGAGAGCACGACCUCAACAGCGAGUCGGGUCGAGAGCAGAACAUUGCCGUCAGCCGAGCCAUCCUUCACCCCAAGUGGGACACCCAGAACGUUGCAGGCGGGUAUGACAUUGCUCUAUUGCAACUCUCUGAGCCGGCCACCUUGAACAACUACGUGCAGCUCGCUAAACUGCCUCCCUCUGGCAAACGUCUGAGCCACAACCACCCCUGCUAUGUCACCGGAUGGGGUCGCACUGUCACUGGGGGGGACAGCUCUCCCGUGUUGAAGCAGGCAUACCUGCCUGUGGUCAGUAUGCCGACCUGUACUAAAGACGAUUGGUGGGGCGCAACAGUUACGAGAAAGAUGGUGUGUGCUGGGGGUAAUGGAAGAGACUCUGGUUGCCAGGGAGACUCAGGUGGUCCCCUGAACUGCCGAGAGUGUGACAAGUGGUACGUCAAUGGCAUCGUCAGCUUUGGCUCCGGUCACUGCAAUGAGAAACAGAAGCCCACUGUCUUCACUCGUGUGUCCUACUACAUCAAAUGGAUCACCCGCAAUGCGAAAUAGGAGGCUGAGGCCAGCAGUACCCUGAGCAGCAAGGGAGUCAGGACCGCAGGAGCACCUCACCUGCCACAUCUGCUUCAAUACUUAAGAAAAUAAAGUUUAUGCAUGCAAAAUCAC
Molecule: messenger RNA, 1024 nt
Organism: Engraulis encrasicolus (European anchovy)
Lineage: Eukaryota; Metazoa; Chordata; Actinopteri; Clupeiformes; Engraulidae
Product: elastase-1-like
Exons: 9
Coding region: 89-910 (273 amino acids)
Biological process (GO): proteolysis
Molecular function (GO): serine-type endopeptidase activity
Source: RefSeq, a predicted model, not a curated record